Molecule: messenger RNA, 306 nt
Organism: Sphenostylis stenocarpa
Lineage: Eukaryota; Viridiplantae; Streptophyta; Magnoliopsida; Fabales; Fabaceae
Source: the annotation of a GenBank genome assembly
AUGAAGGAGAAACGGCUGGUGGCUCGUGGUGGCAGGGAUUUGGUGAGUGGUUUGGUGAAGGAGAAAUGGGUGGCUCCAAUUGAAGGUGGCCGUGGUCGCGCGGUGGCCGACGUUGAGGGUGAAGGAGAAGGCUCAUGGAGGUGGCGAGGCGCGAAUGCGUGCGUGACUUGCGGUGGGUUUGGGGGUGAUGGCUAUCAUGACAAGUGUAGUGGUGGAGGCAAGAAGUGGGCUGGAAAUGGGAGGCUUGGUGAUCGGGAGAUGGAAAUGCGACGGCUAGUGAAGGAGAAGGGUCAAGAUGAGGGGUGA